Molecule: messenger RNA, 6458 nt
Organism: Myxocyprinus asiaticus (Chinese sucker)
Lineage: Eukaryota; Metazoa; Chordata; Actinopteri; Cypriniformes; Catostomidae
Product: sarcoplasmic/endoplasmic reticulum calcium ATPase 2
Exons: 20
Coding region: 480-3605 (1041 amino acids)
Biological process (GO): calcium ion transmembrane transport; intracellular calcium ion homeostasis
Cellular component (GO): membrane
Molecular function (GO): ATP binding; ATP hydrolysis activity; P-type calcium transporter activity
Source: RefSeq, a predicted model, not a curated record
UUCCACAUGCGGACAGCUCGAGCAGUGCAUGCGGAUCAGCCGAGCGAAGACACGCGAUUGGUGCUGAAUUGCUGAUGGUGAAAGAGCUGCGAACACCGGCAAUGUGCAACUGUUCACGGGAAUUAAACGAGGAUAUAUCUGGCUCCGUCGAACGAGAGAGUAUUCAGAGGCAUCGUUUGUGAAUCUAGCAUAACUACAGUACUCAAGGAUUCCCAUUUCCUAGCAGUGUACGAAUAAUUUACGAAGAACAAGAACAACCAGCGAGUUUACGAUGCGUUUUGUAUAAUCUUUGUUUAAUUCGGCUGGGUUUGUAACUUUUUUGUUUCCUUGUAUGGUGAUUAAACGCCGGCAUUUAAAAGUUACCCGCGGCGAUCAUCGCUUUUUCGAAGGUCCGAAGGUCUUGGGACUCUUAAAGGCUUGAAGAAGCCCUUUUGGGGGGUUGAGAAUCCGUUCAUAAUCAGGCUGUCCGUCCGUCCACGAUGGAGAACGCACACACGAAGACCGUGGAGGAAGUUUACAGUAAUUUCUCCGUCAACGAGAGCACGGGGCUCGGCCUGGAGCAAGUCAAGCGGCAGCGCGAGAAAUGGGGACCCAACGAAUUGCCUGCGGAAGAGGGUAAAUCACUGUGGGAGUUGGUGGUGGAGCAAUUUGAGGACCUCUUAGUGAGGAUUCUUCUCCUGGCAGCUUGCAUUUCUUUUGUUUUGGCCUGGUUUGAGGAGGGAGAGGAGACCAUAACUGCAUUUGUGGAGCCUUUUGUAAUAUUGCUUAUUCUUAUAGCCAACGCCAUUGUAGGAGUCUGGCAGGAAAGAAAUGCAGAAAAUGCCAUUGAGGCCCUCAAGGAAUAUGAGCCUGAGAUGGGCAAAGUCUAUCGCCAGGAUAGGAAGACUGUACAGAGGAUCAAAGCCAGGGACAUCGUACCCGGGGAUAUUGUGGAAGUUGCCGUGGGUGACAAAGUUCCUGCCGACAUUCGCUUAACGUCGAUUAAGUCAACGACCCUUAGGGUGGACCAGUCCAUUCUAACAGGAGAGUCUGUUUCAGUAAUCAAGCAUACAGACCCUGUCCCUGACCCUCGCGCUGUGAACCAGGACAAGAAGAACAUGCUCUUUUCUGGUACCAACAUUGCUGCAGGCAAGGCGGUAGGCGUAGUGGUUGCCACAGGCGUGAACACUGAGAUCGGUAAAAUCCGUGAUGAGAUGGCAUCCACGGAGCAGGAGCGCACACCCCUGCAGCAAAAACUGGAUGAGUUUGGCCAGCAGCUCUCAAAGGUCAUCUCGCUGAUCUGCAUCGCCGUGUGGAUCAUCAACAUCGGACACUUCAACGAUCCCGUUCACGGCGGCUCAUGGAUCCGCGGGGCUGUGUACUAUUUUAAGAUCGCUGUUGCACUGGCGGUGGCUGCCAUCCCAGAGGGAUUGCCCGCCGUUAUCACCACCUGCCUGGCUCUGGGUACCCGUCGUAUGGCCAAGAAGAACGCCAUUGUACGCUCUCUGCCCUCCGUGGAGACCUUGGGCUGCACCUCCGUCAUCUGCUCUGACAAGACCGGCACUCUUACCACCAAUCAGAUGUCAGUUUGCAGGAUGUUCAUUGUUGAUCAGGCAGAUGGAAAAAGCUGUUCCCUGAAAGAGUUUACCAUUACUGGCUCCACAUACGCCCCUGAUGGACAAGUGUUUCAUGAGGGUAAACCCGUGCAAUGCUCCCAGUAUGAUGGUCUGGUUGAAAUGGCCACCAUCUGUGCUUUGUGCAAUGACUCCUCUCUGGAUUACAAUGAGGUCAAAGGUGUGUACGAGAAAGUGGGAGAAGCCACAGAAACUGCCCUCACAUGUCUGGUGGAGAAAAUGAAUGUGUUCGACACUGAUUUGAGGAGCUUUUCCAAAGUUGAGAGGACAAAUGCAUGCAACUCCGUCAUCAAGCAAUUGAUGAAGAAAGAGUUCACUCUGGAGUUCUCACGAGACAGGAAAUCCAUGUCAGUCUACUGCACUCCCAACAAAGCUCGCUCCUCCAUUGGCAAGAUGUUCGUUAAGGGUGCUCCAGAAGGGGUGAUUGACAGAUGCACACAUAUCCGUGUGGGUGGAAAUAAGGUUCCCUUGACGGCAGGCAUUAAAGAGAAGAUUAUGUCUGUGAUCCGCGAGUAUGGCACAGGACGUGACACGCUACGCUGUCUGGCUCUGGCUACCCGAGACAACCCGUUGAGUAAAGAGAGCAUGGUACUGGAGGACUCGAGUCGAUUUAUUGAGUAUGAGACUGACCUGACAUUUGUGGGAUGUGUGGGCAUGCUGGACCCCCCCAGAGCCGAGGUGGCAGCUUCCAUCAAACUCUGUCGGCAGGCGGGCAUCCGAGUCAUCAUGAUCACUGGUGACAACAAGGGCACAGCUGUCGCCAUCUGCAGACGCAUUGGCAUCUUUGGCGAGGAUGACGAUGUCUCGCACAUGGCCUACACUGGCCGAGAGUUUGACGAUCUGUCUCCUGCUACCCAGCGUGAGGCAGUACUCACUGCACGUUGCUUCGCCCGUGUCGAGCCCUCCCACAAAUCCAAGAUUGUGGAGUUCCUGCAGUCCUACGAUGAGAUCACUGCCAUGACUGGAGAUGGUGUGAACGAUGCACCUGCUUUGAAGAAGGCUGAAAUCGGCAUCGCUAUGGGCUCAGGCACGGCGGUGGCCAAGACUGCAUCUGAGAUGGUGCUUGCUGACGAUAACUUUGCCACCAUUGUUGCUGCGGUGGAAGAGGGUCGCGCCAUUUACAACAACAUGAAACAGUUCAUCCGCUACCUCAUCUCCUCAAAUGUUGGUGAGGUGGUCUGCAUUUUCUUGACGGCGGCUUUAGGGUUCCCAGAGGCUCUGAUCCCAGUUCAGCUGCUUUGGGUGAAUCUGGUGACUGAUGGUCUGCCUGCAACUGCGCUGGGCUUCAACCCACCCGACCUGGACAUCAUGAGCAAACCCCCUCGCAAUGCCAGAGAGCCCCUCAUCUCUGGCUGGCUCUUCUUCAGAUACCUGGCCAUUGGCUGUUAUGUUGGUGCUGCUACUGUAGGUGCUGCUGCCUGGUGGUUCGUUGCUGCUGAGGAUGGGCCCAGGGUCACCUUCUACCAACUGAGCCACUUCCUGCAGUGUGCUCCAGACAACCCUGAGUUUGAGGGCCUGAAUUGUGAGGUGUUCGAGUCCCCAUAUCCCAUGACCAUGGCUCUGUCUGUGCUAGUCACCAUUGAGAUGUGCAACGCCCUCAACAGUGUGUCCGAGAACCAGUCUUUGCUUCGCAUGCCUCCCUGGGAGAAUGUCUGGCUGCUCGGAGCCAUCUGCCUUUCUAUGUCCCUUCACUUCCUUAUCCUUUAUGUGGAGCCCCUGCCGAUGAUCUUCCAGAUCACCCCACUGAAUUUGACCCAGUGGCUUAUGGUGCUGAAGAUCUCCCUUCCAGUCAUCCUACUGGAUGAGGUGCUUAAGUUUGCAGCCAGAAACUACCUGGAGCCCAAUAAAGACCUGGACAAGCCCACAGGCAAAGCCUGCUCCCUCAGCGCCUGCACCGAGGGCAUCUCCUGGCCCUUCGUGGCCAUUUCACUUCCCCUAGUGUUGUGGAUCUACAGCACUGACACUAACUUGGCUGAAAUGUUUUGGUCUUGACUGAAAUGAGCACAAAGUCCACACCAUGUGUAGAUAGUGUGUGUAUGUGUGGUUGUGAGUUUAAAGCGUGCCUCUGCAACAGUGAAUGUGUAUGAGAAGGACAGGUUUAACACAAACUUAACAGUAAUACAGAAACAUAGCUUUUUAAAUGUCCUGUGGGGAUUAAGAAGGCACAGACCUGAAGUCUUGAAGUAUUAGUAACCAUUAAUGUUCUUAGCACAUUUGUGGACUUCCUGCUGGUUUGUUUUUUCCUUUUGUUUUCAGUUUUGUAUUUUGUUUAAUUUUUAAACAUUAAUUUGGAAAUGUUAUGUCUUAAUAUCUGAUAUCUAAUUUCAAACCAGUAUGAAUAAUGGUUAUUUCCAUUUGUUCUCCCCCCACAUCAUGUGUUCAAAUGGCUGAAUGAAAAAAUAAGUGCUUGUGUAGAGACAGUUAACACUAUUUUAGGCAGUUGUUCAUUUGUUAUUCCAAUUUUUUUUGUUGGGUUGGGGGGUUAAAGAAGAGCAUAGUGGGGUGGUACAUUUGAAUAGAGAGAGAAGAAUUGUUUACUAAUGUUUACCUUUGUGUCUUCGGGGGUGAAUUUCACCCAGAGCCAAUGGAAAAGCAUGGUGUCACAAAGCAGCAUGGGAAAGAGUGUGGGACUGAAUGUUUGAAUGUGUCAACCAAGUCAAAUCCUGGGAUGAAAGCUGCAUGUUCUGUUCGUUGCAUGCAUUGUGUGUGGGUUUUCAUUUUUGAUUUGUACUUGCGUGUCUUUCCCUUGGUGUAAUAACUUCCAUUAUUUGAUUAUGCAUAUCUUUUUUUCCAUUAUUACCUGACACUUUUGAUUAGUAAAGCCAGUUCUUCAGAGUACAGCUACCUCAGGACUGUCAGACUAGACUCUCUCUGCCAGCCCCCCCCCCCCCAAGCUUUACACAGCUUGUACACAUUACAACAUGAAGUGUGCCUCUAUUGGCUUGUGAGAAUGAUAACAAAAUACUAAAAUGUAUUUGGCCCUAACUAAUCUGUUUUAAGUUUCUUUGUCAUUGUAUUUUAUAAUUGAAUGAACUUGCGUUAACUUAAUUUGGGGGGUUUCUUUUUAUUGGGGUGGGCUGGGUUGGACAAAAGAUGUAAAUGUUACCAUUUGGGGGGGUUGAGGUCAGAGACAAAGGAGUAGAAAAUUUAACAUGCAAAAGUAUAGGUGUUGCAUUCAAAACAUGAAUUUUACAAUGCAAACCAAAUGUUUUACGCUACAUUUUUUUCUACUUUUGCAAAAUACACUCAUUGAACCAUUUUAAUUAAGAUGCGUGUCUUCAUUUUACUAGCUGUCCUGUUCCUAUGAUGCAACACAUCAAGUUUUAGGAGCAAAUAUACUUGAAUAAUAAAAUUAAUGUACAGAGAUAAUUAAAUAAUUGAGCACAAGAUUGACAGCUGGGAAGAGCUUCUUUCUGAAGCAGCCUCCUGUUCCUCUCCCACCAGCCAGUGUGAUGGAGAGGCCUAUAUAUUUGUACACAGCACAUAUACCUAACGGUACAAGGUAAAUUUUUUAUUAAAAAGAGCUUUCAUGUAUUUAGUUGUCCAUGACAUCACACUAAUUCUUGCUUGCUGAAAUGGAAGCAUGUCUCUGACUAUGCCCUAAUUGUGUAAUUAGAAUGCCUCAGUAGGCUUCCAUUUUAAGUAAACACCACUACACAUUCCUCCAAUGAGCCCUUUCCACCUCAACUUCUCACAUUAUACAAUGUCCUGAAGCCUCAAGUUUUCUGACAAUAUUUUCUGUAUUGGACCAACCCUGCUACAUGAAAAAACUGCUAAAUUCCUCAACUACUGCCUUUUCUGGCUGCAUUAGACACAUGACCGUGUCUGCUUAAGAGUAAAUUCCACUGCAAUACAUUCUAUUUUUUAACAAGUAUAUAUAUCGUAAAUAUUUGGUAAAAUUACUUUUGAGUCUGCCUUUGUGACUUUUUAAGCCUUGUCAGGUGAUUGUUUCCUUUGCUUCGUAUCAUUUCAAACUUGCCUCUGACUAAGCUGAAUGAAAUUAAUAGACUUCAUUCGUUUUUAGUAGAGUGGUCCGUACACUGUGGUCUGACUUGCUCAGGAACUGAUAUUGGGUGUUGGCAUUAAGAAGCUUAUCAAAACUCUAUUGCCAUUAGAAAAAUGUUGCAAACUUUUUUCUCAGUAGACAUUGCCUUUUAUAUCAACUAUUAACCAUACUGACAAUUAUCUACACCUGUGUUAUACUCACUUUGCUAAAUAUUUAUUUUAGUGUGCACUUUAGUGUUUUACUUUCCAACUAAAACAUUCAAAUAUUCCUCUCUCUUCAUUUAUGUCUUUAUUGCCAGUUAAUCCUUGGUAAAAAAAUCUGCCUCCCUGUACUCUGCUUGAAACCUCAGGCUUCUGUGUUUUGCAUGUCUGUUUUAAGUGGCUUCAUUUUGCUGAGUAUCAGAACUUGCAGGUUGAAUAUGCAGUUCAGGCAAAAUAGCCACCUUUAUACUGACAGAUCACAUGUAAGAGAGGCAAAAGAACAUUUAGUUUAGAGUAGGCUCAAUAAUAAUGAAUAAAUGACAGAGAAAUAGAAUGACCAGGGUGUAUGGAAGCAAGCAAGCAAGCAGUAUCACUGGUCCUCUACCCUGCAUGAAGAUAUAAUGUCUACAAUUGCCUAAUGCUGAUGCGAGGAGAGUUUGUUGCAAUUUUUUUUUUCCUGUGUAAAAUGUCAUCGUUUUAUAUCCAUGUAUUAUAUAGUAUAAUGCAUGCCGUCAGUUGUAAUUAGCCAAAUAAUUUGAUCUAUAUUUAUAUACCUAAACUUGCUGUGUACAUCGCUGCUAAAAGGUAUGAUAUGAUUAUACACAUAAUUUUACAAAUAAACUUGCCAGUUUAAUUUUA